ACAUUCCGGGACUCAGUAGAUAGUUCCCGACGACAGAGACUCUGUGAUCUGUUCCUUUAAUACGAGGAACGUCCACCAGUCUCGGCUUUUCUUCAUCCAAUACCGUCAGAAACUUUUUCGUCGGCACGAAUGAGCAGCCAGCCCUCCGCCCCUGCGAAGAACACCUCUACACAGCCAGCGAAGCCCGCAUUCAACUACGCGCAGGCCGCAAAGAAGACUGUGCAGCAGGCUGCCAGCAGUCAAGCAAGUCAAGCAAGUGUCGCUUCCUCGACCGCAAGUACCACGCCCACUGCCUCGACUAGCUCGACGCCUGCGCCCCCCAAGACCACUCAGACCACUCAGACCGCUAAGCCUACUGCUCCCGCAGAUGCUGCGGUGAAUGGCUCUACAGCUGCGGAUGCUCCGGCACCGGCUGCUGAGAACAAGACCAACCCUCCUGUGAACGUCUGGAACAAAGGUGCUCCUAUUCACAUGCCCAAGGCUCCUGCCUCGGUCGCCGCCACCGCCAAUGCUGGUAUCCAAUUUGGCUCGAUUGGCAACGAGGGCAAGCCAGUUCCUGCUUCUCCUUCGCCUGGGCCUCAGCAAAACCAGAGCGGUGGUGUUCCCCCACCAGCACAGGUCGUCAAUGCGCCUACCUUUGGUACCAUCAACGAGGACUCCAAGCCUGCCGCUGCCGCUGUUGCCACCGCGGCUCCUGCCGAUGCUGCUCUGAGACCGCCCACUCACCGUCCCACUUCCUCGGUGUCUGGUCCUUCUCCUACUCUUCCUCAUAUGGCGCCCGCCCAGCACGCCCGUCGCGAAUCCACUCACUCUACCCAGUCGAACGUUUCCGACUUCCGCGCGCAGCACGCGGGUCCUCAGUCUCCCCACAGGCAGUACCAGACUCCUCAGUACCCUGCUUACCCUCAGCAGUACGCCGCUCCUGGUGCUUACGGUUACCCUCCUCAGGGCCAGUUCAACCCUAACCAGACUCGUGGCCCUCGCCCCGGAUCUAACCAGGCUAUGCCCCCGUACCAGGGUCGUCCUAACGCUCAGCAGGGUCCCCGCACUCCUCAGAUGAUGAACUCUCAGCCUAUCCCUCAGUGGACUCCUACCGCCUACGCUCAGACUCAGCAGUACAUGCCUGUUCCAGGACAAUACCCCGGCAUGGACAUGAACAUGUACUACCAGCAGCAGCAGCAAAUGUAUUACGGCCAGGUCCCCGCGCAACCCGCUGUUCAGCCCACUAGCCCCCGACCUUUCGCUGCCGCUGUUCCCGGUGCUGCUCCCGCUACUCCUUUGAGCCGUAGCGCUUCCAGUGACCGUCCUGCUACUGCUUCCUCCCAGGGUGAGCCUAAGACACCUCUGUCUUCCUUCGUCCGCCCCAGCGCCAAGAAGAGCUCCGCCAUCAAGAUCAUCAACCCCAACACUCUUUCUGAGGUCGAGGUUCCCAAGGGUACCCCCACUCCUGCUGAGAAGACCCCUACCCCCGCUGCCGCUGAGUUGAAGCGGACUAUUAGCCCCGCUGUCAGCACCCCUCCCCGAAGCCCCGUCAAGGCCGACGUUCCUAAGUCUCAGACUGACGACGAGAAGGCCGCUGUCAAGGCUGCUUUCUUGAAGAAGGUUCAGGAGGCCAAGGAGAAGGAUGAGAGGGAAGCCAGGGAGGCUGCUGAGAAGGUCAAGAAGGAUGCGGAAGAAGUCGAGAAGAAGAAGGCCGAGGAAGCCGAGAAGGUUAAGCGUGAGGAGGAGGAGAAGAAGGCUGCUGAGGAGAAGGUUAAGAAGGACGCCGAGGAGGCCGAGGAGAAGGCUAAGAAGGACGCCGAGGAGGCCGAGGAACGCAAGAAGGCCGACGAGGAGGUUGCUGCCAAGAAGGCUGAGGAGGAAGCCGCCGCUGUUAAGAAGGCCGAGGAGGCCGAAGAACGCAAGAAGGCCGACGAGGAGGUUGCUGUCAAGAAGGCCGAGGAGGAAGCCGCCGCUGUUAAGAAGGCUGAGGAGGCCGAAGAACGCAAGAAGGCCGAAGAGGACGCUGCCGCCGAGGCUGCCGCUGCAGCUGCGAAGAAGGAGGAUGAUGAGGCCAAGCUGGCUGCUGCUACCGCUGCCGUUAGCGAGUCCGCUCACUCCUUGCCUACUAUCGAUGAGAAGCCUACCGAUGGUACUGGUGAUGAGGAGGCUGCCUCUACCGACAAGAAGGACCGCAAGCCUGCCCCGGCUGCGAUUGACAUUGUCAAGGCUACGGACCCCUCCGUUCCCUCCCCUGCCAUGACUGCUCUCCGUUCUGCUCGUCUUCUUGAGGAUCUUAAGGAGGUUUCUUACCCCGAGGGUGUCGACUCUCCGAACCCUGCUCUUAACGCCAAUGCCACGGACGGUAAGUUCAAGUACGACCGCGACUUCCUGUUGCAGUUCCAGGACGCGUACACCGAGAAGCCCAACAUUGACUGGGAUGCUCGCAUUAAGGAGUGCAUCGGUGACUUGAGCGAGUCCCGCUCCAAGAUGGGAUCUCGCAGCAACUCCCGUGCUAGCGGUGCUCCCGCUCAGGGUGGUACUCCUUUCCAGAUGGGUCAAUUCUCUACUGGCAAGGCUUUCGGUUCCACCUCCCAGGACCGCUUCAAUUUUGCUACCCAGCAAUUGCGCGCUGGUCGCGAUCCUUCCCUUAACGCCCCCAGCGGCAGCUUCGCCGGUAUCGGUGGCAAGUUCCAGCAGAUGCCUCCUAUCAGCAGACAGGGAUCCUCCACUGCUUUGGCUGGAUCUCCCCGUACCAACUCCAGGAGCACCAGAGGUUCCAGGCGUGGCGGCGAGGGCAGACAGGACACUAACCGCGAACAGAAGGGUGCACCCACCAUUCCCCUCGACCAAGUUAAGCCUCUCGAGAUGUCCAGCAACCGAUGGGCACCAAGAACCGCUGACAAGAAGGAGGAACCCGUUGCUCCCGCUGCCGAGGAGGGUCAGGAGCUCAUGGCUCCUGAGAUGGUCCAGAGGAAGGUCAAGUCGGCGCUUAACAAGCUUACGCUUGAGAAGUUCGACAAGAUAUCCGACCAGAUUCUUGAGAUCGCUGCUCAGUCCAAGUUCGAGAAGGAUGGUCGUACUUUGAGACAGGUCAUUCAGUUGACCUUCGAGAAGGCCACUGAUGAGUCUACUUUCUCUAACAUGUACGCUCGUUUCUGUCGCAAGACCAUGGAGACUGUCGACCCCUCGAUCAGCGACAACAACGUCCACGACAAGGCCGGUAACCCCGUUACUGGUGGUGCUUUGUUCCGCAAGUACUUGCUUAACAGAUGUCAGGAGGACUUCGAGCGUGGUUGGAAGUCUCAGCUGCCUCCCAAGCCUGAGGGUGACGCCGACACUAAGGAGGCCGAGCUCAUGUCCGAGGAGUACUACAUUGCUGCUGCUGCUAAGCGUCGUGGUCUCGGUUUGGUCCGUUUCAUUGGUGAGCUUUACAAGCUUAGCAUGUUGACCGAGAAGAUUAUGCACGAGUGUAUCCGUCGUCUUUUGGCUAACAUUGUUGACCCUGAGGAGGAGGAGAUUGAGUCUUUGUGCAAGCUCUUGACGACCGUCGGUGGUACCCUUGACAACGACAAGGGACGUCAGUUGAUGAACGCUUACUUCGACCGUAUGCACUCUAUGCUCCAGAGCGAUGCUAUUGCUAGCCGCAUGAAGUUCAUGAUCAUGGACGUCAUUGACUUGCGCAAAGCCAACUGGAAGGGCAAGGAGGCCGACAAGGGCCCCAAGACCAUCCAGGAGAUUCACGAGGAGGCUGCUGCUGCAAAGGCUGCCGCUGACGCUGCUCGUCCUCCUGCUCCCUCCCGCGGAGGUAGCCGUGCUGAGUUCGGUCGCGGUGAUGCUCGCCUUUCUCGUCAAGGUUCUACCUUCGCUGGUGGUGCCCCCGCUACUCAGGCUAAUGCUGACGGCUGGACCCUCCAGAAGACCGCCUCCAACCAGCGCGCGGGUGACCUUACCAAAAUGGGAUCUAUCCGCUCUGGCGUUGCCGGUUCCUUCGGUCCUUCCUCUGCUGGUUUCACCUCUUUGAGGUCCAACUCCAAGAAGGGUUCUCAGGGUGGUAACGCCCUCUCCAAGGAGCCUUCUGCUUCUUCCAGGGCUGCUACUCCCCCUACCCUUGCUCCUCCCCAGGCUACCAAGACCUUGAACCCCUUCGACCUUCUCGGCGAUGGUAACGAGGAUGAGCACAAGGAGGAGGCUUCCGAGGAGGCUCCUUCCGCGAGGCCUCGGUUGAACCUUCUCCCCAGGACACUCCCUGUUGAACCUUCUCAGCCCAGCCCAAGCCCCGCUGAGGGUGAGGAGGGUGAGGAAGAGGAGGAGGAGCCCGUCGGGGAAGAGUCUGUUGAGGACGUUGUCGCGGAGAUGGAGGAGGCUGCUCCUGUCACCGAGGCCCCUGCUGAGGCUGCGCAGGAGAUCUUCGGUGAGGAGGCUGCGGAGACUCCCGCACCUGCUGCCCAGGAGUAG
This is a messenger RNA of Saitoella complicata NRRL Y-17804, 4437 nucleotides long. RefSeq lists its product as uncharacterized. NCBI's taxonomy places the organism in Eukaryota, Fungi, Ascomycota, Saitoellomycetes, Saitoellales, Saitoellaceae. The coding region runs from base 130 to 4437 and encodes 1435 amino acids. The record is from RefSeq and is a predicted model, not a curated record. Gene Ontology annotation, molecular function: protein binding; mRNA binding; translation initiation factor activity. The transcript is spliced from 2 exons. Gene Ontology annotation, cellular component: eukaryotic translation initiation factor 4F complex.